UGUCCAUCGUUCCCACAACGAUAUUGAAGUGCCUUCCGUGGAUAACUCAGUCAGCAGCGGCCAGUAGGUACGUGCGCCAAUCGCAAGUGGAUCGGCUGAGUACAAUGUAUGUUGAACAGCUGCGCAAUCAUAGUGAAGGUAGAAAUGGCUUUCAACACGACUGUCCUAUGUGGUGCUGCAUACUUCGCCGCUCUGCGCGUUUAUGCAAUCUUCGAUUAUAGCAAGACACUUUUUUGGAUUGCACUCGCUAUAGGGCAGAUCAACCCUGUAUUCUGUCUUUACAUUUUCCUUCAUUCUGCACCCGACUACUUCCGACUACCUAUACCAUCUGGAGGUUGUGCAAUAACCACAUCUGUCAACAGCACGAGAGUUAUGAUCGGCGGUAGGGCAACCGCAUUGAUCCUGGAUGCCACCGUAUUCCUCGCUACAUGGCACAAGACCAGAUCUAUGAAUGGUUCGUUGAUUACUGUUGUCCUCAACAGAGAUAGCUGUCUGUACUUCGCUCUACUCUUUAUCACGAACUUCGUCAGCCUGGCCAUGCUCUGGCACACCUGGAAGUAUGUUGAGCCCGUAUCGACCUGGAUCGCCAUAAUCACCGCAACGCUGACAUCACACUUCAUCCUCGACCUCCGCAAGGUGUCCCAGCGAAGCGAUGCCGCAGUAUUGGCAGAAGCGGAGCACAUGCAGGCCUCUGAGUCGUUCCAGCUCCAAGCGACUGAGACGAUCGUCUUUGCCACAGAAAGCGGGCAAAGCGUGAGCGACAUGCAGCGGUCUGUGGUGUGA
This is a messenger RNA of Laetiporus sulphureus 93-53, 783 nucleotides long. RefSeq lists its product as uncharacterized. The transcript is spliced from 9 exons. NCBI's taxonomy places the organism in Eukaryota, Fungi, Basidiomycota, Agaricomycetes, Polyporales, Laetiporaceae. The record is from RefSeq and is a predicted model, not a curated record. Bases 109 to 783 code for a protein of 224 amino acids.